AUGCUCGAAUUUCUAGGAACCCCUCUGAGGAAGCAGCGGCGCGAAAGAACCACUUACAGCCGUCCUCAGCUGGAACUGCUUGAAGCGCUGUUUGCAAAGACCAGAUACCCGGACAUCUUCAUGCGUGAAGAGAUCGCUCUCAAACUGAACCUUCCUGAAUCUCGGAUUCAGGUGUGGUUCAAAAACCGACGGGCGAAAUGCCGACAGCAGGCUCAGCAAAACGGCAAAGACAAGGUGAAACCUGACGCCGACAAAGAAACAACGCUACAUCAGGGCACCAGUGAAAAUCCAUCGAGCGCCAAAGAUUCUAAAGUAGUUGUCAAUAGCUCCAUUGUUGCUGAGCCGGUGGUCGUAAAGUCUGACUUCUACGGUGCCCCCGUGAUGCCCCAUCAGACGGCUCCAACUGAGAUGGAUUACUUGCAGCCAACCAGUACGGCCAUGGUAAGCCUGGAAGUCGCCCAGCCAAAGUUCGGUCAGUACGGAAUGAACGUCCAAGGAAUGACUCAAGGUUCGUAUAUGCCAUCCUACGCACCAGCGUACGCAAACGUCUACCGUCCACCUGAAGUAUCGUACCGAACGCCUCCUACUCCAACUAUGCUGCCGCACCGAUACAAUAACCAAUACCGACGGAGCGUGGCUGAUUAUCUCGACUGGAAGUACCCCAUGUUUUAG
Soboliphyme baturini is the source of this 672-nucleotide messenger RNA. Lineage: Eukaryota; Metazoa; Nematoda; Enoplea; Dioctophymatida; Soboliphymatidae. The record is from the annotation of a GenBank genome assembly.